Molecule: messenger RNA, 267 nt
Organism: Cladophialophora bantiana CBS 173.52
Lineage: Eukaryota; Fungi; Ascomycota; Eurotiomycetes; Chaetothyriales; Herpotrichiellaceae
Exons: 1
Coding region: 1-267 (88 amino acids)
Source: RefSeq, a predicted model, not a curated record
AUGGACUCGAAAAGCGGUAAUGAUGAGGGUAGGAAGCACAUUGACGAAAGAGCUGAAACGCGGCUAAAGUUGCUUGCAGGCAGGGAAAUGCAGCAACGCACGCUUUUGAACCUAUACGUUGCAUUGCCCGUCCAAGCGGACCCAUGGACCGUAUUGAGUGUCCAAGUGGGAGACAACAAGACUGAUCGCCCAGUUCUCGACUCUCCGGGAAAGCAGAGCGACCCAGCAUUCGGUCUUGUCAAACUUCAGCUUAAAGCCCUGUUGUGA